Messenger RNA from Colius striatus (speckled mousebird), 1651 nucleotides. It is a transcript of the gene PTPN7, whose product is annotated as protein tyrosine phosphatase non-receptor type 7. NCBI's taxonomy places the organism in Eukaryota, Metazoa, Chordata, Aves, Coliiformes, Coliidae. The record is from RefSeq and is a predicted model, not a curated record. The transcript has 10 exons. Gene Ontology annotation, biological process: protein dephosphorylation. Bases 179 to 1270 code for a protein of 363 amino acids. Gene Ontology annotation, molecular function: protein tyrosine phosphatase activity.
AGCGCUCUCAGAGCCUGGUGGCAGAUCCACACGCGUGGGGCUGGGCUGGGAAGGACGGAGCCCGUGCCAUGGGGCAGCAGCUGCUUCCCUUCUGAUGGCUCCCUAAUUCCCUGGGAGCUGAAAGCCCCUCAGGACUGCUCCCUGUGCUCUGGGACAAGGGCUUUGUGGUUGCCACAGCAUGGUACAAACCUGCUUGGUGUGCUCCAGAGCUCAUAACAGCAGCCUGGCAGCCUGGGCAGCCAUGGACGGGACGGACAGGUCCAGUCCCUCUGCCAAGAAGCACGUGCGUCUGCAGGAGAGGAGGGGCUCCAACGUGUCACUGAUGCUGGACAUGAGCUCACUGGGGAGCGUGGAGCCCAUCCAGCCUGUCUGCACCCCACGGGACAUCACACUGAAGUUCCUGAGAACAUCCAGCCAUGUGCUGAGGAGAGAGGAGCUGCAGGAACAUGCCCAGAGCCUGACACAGCUCCAGGAGGAGUUUUCAAAAAUCCCACCCAACUUUGUCAGCCCAGAGGAGCUGGAGAUCCCUGGACAUGCCUCCAAGGACAGAUACAAAACCAUCCUCCCCAACCCCGAGAGCCGUGUCUGCCUCAGGAGGGCCGGGAACCCCCAGGAAGAUGAUUACAUCAAUGCCAACUACAUCACAGGCUAUGCGGGACGGCCCCGGGAGUACAUCGCCACGCAGGGCCCCAUGCCCAACACCAUCACUGACUUCUGGCACAUGGUGUGGCAAGAGGAGGCCCCUCUCAUCAUCAUGAUCACCAAGCUCCAGGAGCGCAAAGAGAAGUGUGUGCACUACUGGCCUGAGGAGGAGGAGGAGGGCACCUUCGGCCCCUUCACCAUCCGCCUGCAGCGGCUCAGCGACUGCGGGGAGUACGUGAUCCGGGACCUCUCCAUCCAGAAGCUUGCAGGUGAAUGCCGUCAGGUCAAACACAUCCUCUUCCCUUCCUGGCCGGACCAGCAGACCCCUGAGUCAGCCAAGCCCCUGCUCCACUUGGUGUCCAAGGUGGAGGAGACUCUGCAGGCUGCAGCCAGCCCAGGGCCCAUCAUUGUGCACUGCAGUGCAGGCAUUGGCCGGACUGGCUGCUUCAUUGCUACCAGGAUGGGGUGCCAGGAGCUGAGGGCCAAGGGCCAGGUGGAUGUCCUGGGCAUCGUGUGCCGCCUCCGCAUUGACAGGGGUGGGAUGAUCCAGACGAGUGAGCAGUACCAGUUCCUCCAUCACACACUGGCUCUCUAUGCUUCCCAGCUGCCUGAGGCUGGAGGCCACUAAUGCAGAGCUGCCAGCUCCUGCUUCCACCCCUCCUGCCCCAGCCUCAGGGCCACCUCCACCAGACUCCCUCCUGCUGCUGCCUUAGGAGCAGCGUGAGCAUCCCUCAGGGUGAGCAAACCCAUGGGGAUCCUGGCCUUGUCACCCUGGGGACAAGCAAGGGUUGGGUUCACAUGAGGGUGCUUGAGGUGGCUGCUGCUGCCUUGGGGCAGGUACCACCCAUGGAAAGAAGCUUUGGCUUUCAAAACCUGCAGCUUUCACACCACCCAGAAGAGCAAACUGGGGGAGGAGGCUGAAGCUGGGACAGCCCCAGGAGCUCAGUUUGCACAGCAAUGUGUACCCCAUUAAGCACAGUGCUGGUGGAAUUACCUUAGGAAUAAAGAG